Messenger RNA from Rhizopus microsporus ATCC 52813, 1771 nucleotides. RefSeq lists its product as uncharacterized. Gene Ontology annotation, molecular function: beta-N-acetylhexosaminidase activity. Bases 62 to 1771 code for a protein of 569 amino acids. Gene Ontology annotation, cellular component: membrane. NCBI's taxonomy places the organism in Eukaryota, Fungi, Mucoromycota, Mucoromycetes, Mucorales, Rhizopodaceae. The record is from RefSeq and is a predicted model, not a curated record. Gene Ontology annotation, biological process: carbohydrate metabolic process; glycosaminoglycan metabolic process. The transcript has 2 exons.
UUGACUAUAAUACUCUAAAGGCUUGUUUCAUUCAUUUCUCUCUCUUUCUUUAAUAGCCUUAAUGAAGACCCUAUCUCUGAUUGCCAUUUCACUAUUGCUUUUACAGGUUUCUGAAGCAAAGACAUUUCUCUUCCCAAUACCACAGCAAGUAGAAUGGGCUGGCGCUAGUGUACCACUUUCCGACACCUUUAGAUUUGAAGGGAUUCAAAACCCUAAUGUUGCGAAGGCUGCAGUUAGAUACAAAGAUUUGAUCAUCAGCGAACGAUGGACACCAGUUCAGAAAAUGACAAACAGACUGGUUGUUAAUAAAAGCUUGAAUGAACUGCAGGGUAUUUUGUUUCAGGUUUCUGACAACCAAAUCAAAUUGGAUAUUGGUGUAGAUGAAUCCUAUGAGUUACAUAUCCCAAGCGGCGGUGGUUAUGCUACGCUGACAGCCCCUACUUGGGUAGGCGCGCUUCGUGGGCUAGAGACCUUUUCCCAGUUGGUAGUUGCUGAUGAUGGUGAUGAUGAUGAUCAGCUGGUAGCGCACUCUGUAAAAAUCAAGGAUUAUCCUGCUUUUGGUCACCGUGGUAUCUUACUGGACACAUCAAGAAAUUUUUAUCCUGUUCAGUCCAUCCUACGUACACUAGAUGCACAGUCUUACAACAAGAUGAACGUAUUCCAUUGGCAUAUCUCUGAUUCGCAAUCAUGGCCCAUCUUUCUUAAAUCUCAUCCCGAACUUUCGGAAAAGGGAGCCUAUUCCGAUAAAGAAAUAUACACUCCCGAGGAUAUCCAAAAUAUUAUACAAUAUGGUAACGAGCGUGGUAUACGUGUGAUCAUUGAAUUAGAUAUGCCUGCUCAUACGGGCUCCAUUGGCGAAUCCCACCCAGACUACAUGACAUGCCGUGAUAAAUUUUGGGAAGAGUAUGCUGCAGAACCCCCCGCCGGUCAGUUGAAUCCCGUGAAUGAAGAAGCGUUUCAGUUGGUCAAGGACAUUGUCACUGAGGGAACUGAUGUCUUUCCCGAUACUCUUUAUCAUACUGGAGGUGACGAAAUCAAUAGUAAAUGCUGGGAGGAUGAUGCAACUGUCAAAAAGUAUAUGGAUGAGCAUAAUAUGACGGCUAAGGAUUUGUGGUUCAAUUGGACAAAUAGACUACUGGAUUUCGUAAUAAACGAUCGCAAGAAGAGGCCUAUCAUUUGGGAAGAUCCUCUAAAGGACGGCGGUAGUUAUCCGAAAGAAACGAUUGUUCAAAUAUGGACCACACCUGCCAAGAAAUAUACUGACCUUGGCCAUGACGUUAUUGUAUCUUCGUAUGACUACUUUUACCUUGAUUGUGGACAUGGAGGCUGGGUAGGCAAUGAUGAAAGGUUCAUCAGCCCUCUGCAAGCAGAAACUGAAGAUGACAGGUUCAAUUAUGGAGGCUCUGGAGGAUCCUGGUGUGCUCCUGUGAAAACUUGGCAGCGAAUUUAUUCUUAUGACAUGACCUUGGGUAUUUCAGAAAGCUCUCUUGGUAAAAUCAUUGGUGGGGAAGCAGCCAUGUGGUCUGAACAAACUGGCCACACUGUCUUGGAAGGACGUCUCUGGCCACGAUCAGCAGCAGCAGCCGAAGUUUUCUGGUCCGGAAGCUACGAUGAAAAUAACAACAGACGUACUGUUAAAGAAGUUGCCGAACGUUUCCAUGACUGGAACUAUCGCUUACAGGCUCGGGGUAUCAACAGUGAACCGAUUCAGCCUAAAUAUUGCGCAAAGAAUCCAGGCCUCUGCGACCUUCAUGCGCCAGAUAGUUAUUAG